UUGAAAAUUGUCAAUUUUACCUGUGUCACCGUGCGAAAGCCACGAUGAGCAAGAAAAAGCACGAUAGCUUUCAAUUGUGCGAGUUAUGUGGAAGGCUAGUGUAUUUUCGGCAAUUAGCUGAUCACAGGGCGGUAUGUGAAGCAGGUUUAUCCAGCGAAGAUCCCAAGUGCACGUUCAUACAAGAUGGCGUCCUGCACGCUCUCGUUGUGGAGAGGAACAACAAAAUGUUUUCAGAUAGUAAGCUGCCGCUGUCCUCCCGGAACAAUGUGAUUUUGCUGAAUUGUAACACAAUGAGGGAAUGCAACCUGCCCAUUGGAAAAAGGGUUGUUGUGAGGUCAGACCAGAAAAACUCGGAGAUUGUCUGUAUGACAUGGCCUUCAUCAGGAGUCUCUUCAGAGUGUGUGGCAUUAUCACAGUUGUCUCUCCUGAAUUUACAGGUUUCAGGGGGUGAAUUCAUCAGUAUCAGAGCACUGAAAAAGCUUUGGCUACAUGCUGCAAGAGUGGAACUUGAGUUGUGUGAAGCAGUGGAGUUUGAAGUCAACCAGAUGUUCACUGAUUAUUGUCUUCAAGAUUUGCGUAACCAAUAUGUCUGUCCUGGGCAUAAAGUAGACGUCACAUUCUAUGGAAGACCACGGCAUCUAAUGGUUAUAGCAGUAACUGGAUCCUGUACACUUGAUAAGAACCCAAUUUCUUCAGCUGAAUAUAAACGCCAGAAAGUAUCUUCUAACAGUUUUGCUUCAAAGCUUACAGACCAACUGGAAAGGCUCAAACUUGAUAACGGAAUAAGAACCGAUGAAAAGGCUGCUAUGCCGUGUGAUGGAGAAGAUUUGAUAAUUCAGAGGAGUUUGUCAUGUAAUUAUCAAAAACAAAACUGCACUGAGAAAGAAUUAAGUGAUGCUGAAUGUAAAGAACAAAGUCAAAAAUCUCAGUUACAAUCGUGUCACGCAAAAACGAAUAUAGAUCACGGAUGUAAAAAAACUUUGCAGUCAGAUAUCCAGCUAAACCAACUUGAUAGUCAAUCAGUAUUUUUUUACAUUUCACCAGAAGAAACACAACUGACGAUUCACGCUUACGGAGCGCUUCAAAGUGAGCGUAGCGUGUUAAAGAGUAUAGUAACUUAUAAAUCUAUAGGGGGACUUCAGAAGCAAGUUGCGCUGGUGCGUGAAAUGAUCGAACUUCCUCUAAAACAUCCAGAAAUGUUUACAAAUUACGGUAUUCCACCCCCGCGUGGUGUGCUACUUCACGGCCCGUCUGGAACAGGAAAAACCCUCAUUGCACAAGCAGUGGCUGCGGAGUCUGGUGCUCACUUUAUCUGCCUCAAUGGCCCGGAUGUUUUAAGUAGGUAUUACGGAGAAACAGAGGCUCGUUUGAGGGACAUAUUCCGCGAGGCUCGUGAGAGGGCUCCUAGUAUCAUAUUCGUAGAUGAGCUGGAUGCUUUGUGUCCCAAAAGAGAUAAAGUACAGAAUGAGUUUGAGAAGAGAGUAGUGGCUACUCUACUCACCUUGAUGGAUGGAGCGGAUACUGUGAAUUUUCCAUCAAGUUACGUGAUGUUCUUAGCGGCCACCAACCGUCCGGAUGCCUUGGACACAGCCCUUCGCCGACCGGGUAGACUGGAUCGAGAGAUUGAGAUUGGAAUACCAAAUGCCAGCGACCGUGAGGAUAUUCUAAGGACUCUUCUCCGGAAUGUGCCUCACAGCUUCACAGAAGAUGAUUUGAAGAGUUUUGCAGAGAUGGCUCAUGGCUAUGUAGGAGCAGAUCUUACCGCUGUGUGUAAUGAAGCAGGGCUCAUGUCAUUCAAACGCUGUUUAGCUGAACAAAAGAGACUUUCCAGUGGUGACGACCAGAUUCAGGAGGAAAAGUUAAAAGAGCGCCUUUGGGUCACCAGAGAGGACAUCAUGGCGGCGUUCCGACAGGUCCGUCCCAGUGCUAUGCGUGAGGUGUCCAUUGAUGUACCGAAGGUACGUUGGGAUGACAUCGGGGGAAAUGCUGUUAUCAAACAGAAACUAAAACAGGCUGUGGAAUGGCCGCUUAAACAUCCAGAGGCGUUUCAACGAUUGGGCAUUCGCCCUCCCAGGGGUAUUCUGAUGUACGGUCCCCCGGGAUGCAGUAAGACGCUAGUGGCGAGAGCGCUGGCCACAGAGAGUGGGCUCAACUUCUUAGCGGUGAAAGGGCCUGAACUGUUCAGUAAGUGGGUUGGAGAGUCUGAGAGAGCAGUGAGGCAGGUUUUCCAAAAAGCCCGUGCCGCCGCACCUUCCAUCGUUUUCUUCGACGAAAUCGACGCCCUCGCGGCGCGCCGUGGAAGCGGUGGAGAUGACAGCGGGUCAAAUGUGUCCGACCGCGUUCUCACUCAACUCCUGACUGAGCUGGAUGGCGUUGAAACUCUGAAAGACGUUGUCCUAGUAGCGGCGACUAACCGUCCUGAUAUGAUUGACAAGGCACUGCUCCGCCCCGGAAGAAUUGAUCGGAUUGUGUAUGUGCCACUUCCGGACAAAAACGCGAGAGAAGAGAUCUUUAAAAUCCACCUCGCUAAAACUCCCUUGGGAGGAGACGUAGCAAUAAGAGAUCUCGCCGAGAAGACCGACAUGUUCUCCGGGGCUGAAAUAGCAGCAUUGUGCCGUGAAGCGGCUCUGACGGCCCUUCAAGAGAACAUUGAGUCACAAGAAGUGCUCGGAAAGCAUUUCGAUAAAGCUUUUAUGGCCGUGAAGCCAAGAACUUCUGGGGAGUUGAUAGAACUAUACAGAAAAUACCAGAAUGAAAGUGGUGUGCAUUCUAUUUGAGUAGCGAAGAUUCAGACGUGUCUACGGAUCGUAAAAUGCUAUAUUAGACGAUUAGACGUCUGGAGUUGGUUGGAAAAUAAUAAAU
Stylophora pistillata is the source of this 2862-nucleotide messenger RNA. RefSeq names its product ATPase family gene 2 protein homolog A. NCBI's taxonomy places the organism in Eukaryota, Metazoa, Cnidaria, Anthozoa, Scleractinia, Pocilloporidae. Gene Ontology annotation, molecular function: ATP binding; ATP hydrolysis activity. Gene Ontology annotation, cellular component: cytoplasm. The record is from RefSeq and is a predicted model, not a curated record.